AUGUAUUCUCUGAUUCUCCAUGGAAGAAGGUUGGUCCAAUUUCAGAAAUGUCGUAGUUUGAGAUUCUUAGUGAACCCUUUGCAAAAUGCAUCUUCUUUUUCCAGUUCCUUCUCCUCCGCUAGUGUUGUUGCUGAUUUGGGCCCUGAAGAUGGUGGAAAAGGGAAGAACUUUACAGUCUCUUACCUCGUUGAUUCUCUUGGUUUACCCACAAAACUCGCAGAAUCGAUCUCGAGGAAAGCCAAUUUCGAGGGCAAGGGUAAUCCUGAUUCCGUUCUGAAUCUCUUUAGAAGCCAUGGGUUCACAGAUUCUCAGAUCUCCACCAUCAUUACGAACUACCCACGAUUGCUUGUAUUAGAUGCUGAGAAAUCAAUUGGUCCCAAGCUUAAGUUUUUGCAGUCCAGAGGAGGAGCUUCAAGCUCUGAGCUCACUGAGAUUCUUUCAAAAGUUCCAAAAAUCUUGGCAUUGAAAGGGAACAAAGUCAUAAGCGUAUACUACGAUUUCGUCAAAGAGAUUAUAAAAGCGGAUAAGAGUUCCAAGUUUGAAAAGUUAUGUCAUUCUUUGGCACAGGGUAGUGAGCAGGAGAAUAGAAUGAGAAAUGUAUCGGUUCUAAGAGAAUUAGGUGUCCCUCAAAAGAGGUUGUUCUCAUUGCUUACAUCCGGUCGCGGACCUAUCGGUGGAAAAGAGAGAUUUGAUGAAUCACUCAAGAAGGUUGUUGACAUGGGUUUUGAUCCCACCACCUCAAAGUUUGUCCAUGCUCUGCGAGUUUUUUACGAAAAAAGCGACAAAGCUUUAGAAGAAAAAGUCCAAGUCUAUAAAAGGUUAGGCUUUGCUGUGGGAGAUGUAUGGGAAAUGUUCAAGAAAUGGCCACUCUCUCUAACACACUCAGAGAAGAAGAUAAGUCUGAGAUUUGAAACUCUGAAGAAGUGUGGACUACUUGAAGACGAGAUCUUCUCAGUGUUGACGAAGUUUCCGCAAUGCUUUGGUGCUUCAGAGCAGAAAAUAGAGAAUUCCAUUGAAACAUUUAUAGGCCUAGGAUUCAGCAGAGAUGAGUUUGCAAUGAUGGUCAAGAGCUAUCCUUCGUGCAUUGGAUUAUCUGCAGAGACAGUGAAGAAUAAGACGGAGUUUCUGGUGAAGAAGAUGAAAUGGUCACUAAAGGCUUUGGUUUCAAACCCUUCGGUAUUUGGAUACAGCCUGGAGAAGAGAAGUGUCCCAAGGUGCAAUGUAAUCAAAGCUCUCAUGUUGAAAAGUUUGCUCGCAAGUAAACUUCCUCCACUGUCGCAUGUGCUUGCUAUUACUGAUCAAGCCUUCUUAAACAAGUAUGUCAAGAUACAUGAUGACAAGGAGCUUGUGGCUGAGCUUAUGGCUAUCUUCACCGGAGGGCGUGUUUCAUAG
Arabis nemorensis is the source of this 1392-nucleotide messenger RNA. NCBI's taxonomy places the organism in Eukaryota, Viridiplantae, Streptophyta, Magnoliopsida, Brassicales, Brassicaceae. The record is from the annotation of a GenBank genome assembly.